Molecule: messenger RNA, 809 nt
Organism: Xiphias gladius (swordfish)
Lineage: Eukaryota; Metazoa; Chordata; Actinopteri; Istiophoriformes; Xiphiidae
Exons: 3
Coding region: 352-783 (143 amino acids)
Biological process (GO): peptidyl-histidine dephosphorylation
Cellular component (GO): cytosol
Molecular function (GO): protein histidine phosphatase activity
Source: RefSeq, a predicted model, not a curated record
CCCUGACGAACGCCAGCCAUCUUUCUCUGGCUACAGGAAAUGACAAAUCCAAUAAAGAGAUAAAGAAAAAAAUCUCUAAAGAGCAAAACUGGACUUUCCUACAUUGCUGCUCUCUUCUCUUUGCUUUAAACUGGGGUGGCAAAUAUAAGCUGCAGUGCGCUGAUACUAAGGCAAUCGAAUACUUGAUUUCUUGGAUUCUGAGGCCUUUCAAACUCAGACGGUUGCCUCUUACUGCCGUAUGUUGUCGCCAGCGUGCGAUCCUGCACAGAUCUGGCUACGGGCUGCAAAUGGUCUGUCUCUUUAAGACAGGAAAAGCCGCGAUCCAAAUAAACACAUUUGUGAGAGCGCUCCAUGUUGUCUGUCGUCGGUAGACCCCUUAGCAGUUUUGGGAUCUCCGGUGCCGUGACUAAAGCCACAGUCGCGAUGGCAGACGCGCUGGCUAAAAUCCCCGAGGUGGAGAUUGAUCCGGAGGGAACGUUUAAAUACAUACUGGUCAGGGUGAAAGUGAAAGAUGGCGAUGUGCACAAAGACGUGGUCCGAGGCACAAAAAGUGCAGAGUAUCACAAUCACAUAUUUGAGAAGGUCAGCCCAACUAUGGAGGCCUUGGGGAUGGAGUGUGAAUGCCUCGGAGGAGGGAAGAUAGAGCACAACAGUCAGGAGAAAAAACUAAGGGUGUUUGGAGAAUCAACUGCCUUUGGCAAAGCAGACCAUUCUGUGUCUGUAGAGAAGUUGAAGAGCUCCUUCAGCAACUAUGAGAUCACCUGGUCUGAUGACAAAAAAUAAGAGUCUAAUUCUGCUUCCCAUUUCAA